AUGGCUUGGUAUGAGCAGCAGAUGUUUCUAGGUACUCCAAGGAUGACAACGGUAGGCUCCUCCGGUCAUAGACGCUGUAAAAGCGAGAUCGUAACCUCGUUAAAUACUCAAAAUCAAAACAAUGGUUUUCAAAGACUGAAGACUCAGAUGCAAAAGGCUUUGAACUGGGGUGGCAACCAGGAACAAGCAUUUUUCAAUCCAGAGAUUUUAGCUAAUCAGAAACGCCAGUGGUAUCAGUUUCACACAAAGUCGUCGGAUAUUACAAAGUAUGAGGAUCCAUCCUCGCUUUUUGAACAUUUCCUUGUUGCGGGUAUCCAUCCGAAUGCUAACCUCGAGCCUGUGGAGGAUGCAUUUGCUAGAAGAAAGAAUAUGGAUACCAAAGUGGAUCCAACAGAACUGAUGGAUCCCCAAGCUGUGCAGUUUCAGUCACCUCCAACUCCAAAUGUGAUGAUGGAACCCCAGAUACUUUUCAAGUACCCUCCAGGGAAGAAGUUAUCUAUGCGCUUAGAAGAUUUAGCAUCCUUUUGCUUUCCUGCUGGUGUGAAGGCACAUGUGCUAGAGAGGACACCAUCAUUAAGUGAGCUAAAUCAACUUGUGUACGGACAGGAACACUUGAACAGAGACGACUUAUCAUUUAUAUUUUCACUUAAGGUGGCUGAUAAUGCAACCCUUUACGGUAUUUGCCUACAAACACAAGAUUUUGUUCAGAGACCACCAGGGAUGCUUGGUACUGCAUCGUCCCUUGCCCGAGCAUCCAGAGGAGGCAGUCGUUGUUUAGUCUCCGCACCUCGCUGUUACUGUAUAUUAACAAGAGUUCCUUUCUUUGAACUACACUACGAGAUGUUAAACAGUAUCAUUGCACAGGAGCGCCUCAAUCGAAUAACACAUUUUGCUAGUGAAGUAAGUCUCGAUCAUGUCCCUUCRGCAGCCAAACUAAAUGACCAAGCAGUUGAAUGUACUGACGAUACAAGCAAGGAGCUCUCAUGGAUGGACUCUGCAAUACCAGUUGACAACGAGCUAGCCAUUUCUCCUCCUUCUGCCGCUGCUGCAGUCAUUAUAGACAAUGUGAUAAGUUCACCUUCAAGAUUGGAAACUGGGUCUCCAAGUAGUGCUGUCUUUAGAGAUAAAAGUUUUAAUAAAGAAAUUCAAACGGAAACUGUUGGAAGAAAGGAUCUGCCUGAUCUUGAUGAUAGUAAUCAUGACGCCUUGGAAAAGCGAUGGGAGUACCUCGGGAAAAUGCAUGGAGAUUAUGAAACUGUCCGCAGGGAAUAUGUUGAGGCGUGUGUUUUUCCGCCGAGUCAGACACUUGAACGACUUGGAAGUUCCGGGCCCUUGUUCAGUUCAGUAAAAGGCGUCGUAUCAGAGGAUGAAGAUGUAGUACUUUCUUGCAGUGAUAAAGAUGCUAUUAAUAAGGCGAUUAUGGAAUGGGCUAGGGAACAUAAAAAUGAUUUGCUACAGAUUGUUUGUGGCUAUCAUGCUUUACCAGUUCCAUCAUAUGGAGGUAAAAUAGUUUUCAGGCCACUAGAGCAUCUACAAACUAUUGAAUAUUAUAGAACUGCUUUUUCUUUUGGAGAAGAUCCCAAAGAGCAAAUAUUGGAUAUUCCUGAUAAGGUCAAAUUCAAGCUUGCCGCAAUCGAGGAAGCUGUCUCACUGUCAAAUUGGACAACMGCAACAAUUUGUAGAGUUCUUUCCCUUGAAAAUAUUUUAAUUUUGCUUGCUGGGGUUUUAUUGGAGAAACAAGUGAUCAUCACGUCCCCAAAUCUGGGUGUCUUAUCAGCCACAGUGUUAUCUCUUAUUCCUAUGAUUCUUCCAUUUGAAUGGCAAAGCCUGUUCCUUCCGGUUCUUCCUGGGAAGAUGUUUGAUUUCCUUGAUGCCCCUGUUCCUUUUGUCGUUGGGAUACUGCAUAAACCAGCUGAUAACAAGAUAAAAACAUCUAACCUUGUUCAUGUUGAUUUGACCCAUAAUGAGGUUGAAAUUUCCUCUUUGCCGCCAUUUCCUAAGCUAAGAGAACUCAUCACCAGACUAGGGCCACUUCAUGCUAGACUWGCAGCUGACAAAUCUGCUAUUCGAAAGCAUCCAGUAUACAGGUUGAACAAAUUUCAGAAUGAAGCUGCGGCACAAUUUUUAACCGUCUUGAGGCAGCACUUGGAGUCCCUUUGUACAAACUUAUCAUCCCACGCAAUCACUAGUGUACAGUCUGAUGAUGAUAGGGUUUCCUUACUUAUGAAGGAGAGCUAUAUUGAUUCUUUCCCCGCUAGAGACCGACCAUUUAUCAGGCAAUUUGUAGAUACACAAAUGUUCACAGUUCUAUCGGACACUCGACUAUCUAGAAUUCAGAAUUUAACAUGAACAAAGUUACGAUUUCAAUCCCGUUACUUGGAUUCAGUUUCUUAGCUUUUCGGUGGCUUCGAAGACAUCUUCAAACAUCAAAUUUGUAGCAUGACCACAAAAUUUUAGUAUUGUGUCAUAAUUCAUGGAAGUUAUUCG
Molecule: messenger RNA, 2487 nt
Organism: Cynara cardunculus var. scolymus (artichoke)
Lineage: Eukaryota; Viridiplantae; Streptophyta; Magnoliopsida; Asterales; Asteraceae
Exons: 19
Coding region: 1-2349 (782 amino acids)
Source: RefSeq, a predicted model, not a curated record